AUGGGUUCGUCGAAAUCCAAAGUUGUGCCUGUGACAUCCGAGGAUAAAAUUGAGGAGCAAAAUGGCAGCAGGUCUGUGACAAGCUGCUGGGGCGGAAUCAAACAACUCUUCUCGAGGAACAAUAAGGUUGUUCCAUUGGCAUCGGAGAAUGAAGCCGACAUUGAGGGUGACGAUGAUGAGGAAGUUGAGCAGACGACCAACACUGCUCAAGAGGCUCCCGCAGUAGCCACCGUCACCAUCGAGCCCGCAGAGAUCAAUCGCAAAGCUGUCAUCGUGAUUGGUCAGAAAGAUGAGCCAAUCAGAAGCAAGGAAGUAAAACCCAGCCCUGUGAUUCGCCAGAAGCGUGUGCGGCGAGUAAGGAGGGCCCGCCCAUCAACCUCCUACACACCAGACAUCCGGGUUUCAACCGGUUAUUUUCUGUAUUAUCAUCGCCUGGUCAACGAUGAGAGCGAGAACGAGUCCUCUGAUGAUCAAUCAACUACCGAUGAUGAUUACGAGGAUGAUGCCGACGUCGAAUCCGAUGUCGAUGAGAUCGAUGACAGAAUCAGAGUCCACAGAUUUACUCACAAAGUGACUCGCAAGUCGAAGGGCAAGGGCAAAGGCAAAGGAGGCAAAAUCAAGAGCUGCAAAGACAAGGCUGCCGUGAGAAAUGAGACACGCCCUGUCAUUGGUCAAUUGAUGAGGGAGAAGAUGGACGAUGACGUCAUCAGCCAGACAGAUGAGAGUAGCAGCCGCUAUCCCUCCAGCGAGCCCAUCGCCAAUGACGUCACGAGUGGUGACAAGGCAUCCUCCGAGGUCGACGACCUCUUCGUUGACGAGAACCACGACCUGUUCGUCGACGAGAACGAAGUCAUGUUCAUGAUCUCGGUGUCCUGGAUCAUUCACAUCAUCAUCUGCUUCCACCUCCUCUACUUCUUCACUGACAUCGCCAAGGCUUUGGAAAAUGAGAACGAUGAUGAUAGUGAUGAUGAUGUCGACGAUGAGGGAGUAGCAGCCGAGGUCGUUGAUGAAAGGAAGGCCGUCGUCGAGCGUUUGGAGACAAGUGAUCUUACUCCGCCGGGCCAUCCAGUAGAGGUCGUCUACGAACAAGACUUUGAGACCGAGUCUGAGACCAACAUCGACCAGCCCUCGACCUCUUACAAGCGAGAUAAACACGCCACCUACGACUUCCUCGUCCAUAAACGUUUUAUGGAUGUGUCGAGUGAUGAGUACAUCUGGUAG
Lytechinus pictus (painted urchin) is the source of this 1221-nucleotide messenger RNA. RefSeq lists its product as uncharacterized. Lineage: Eukaryota; Metazoa; Echinodermata; Echinoidea; Temnopleuroida; Toxopneustidae. The record is from RefSeq and is a predicted model, not a curated record. The coding region runs from base 1 to 1221 and encodes 406 amino acids. The transcript has 7 exons.